Molecule: messenger RNA, 441 nt
Organism: Amaranthus tricolor (Joseph's coat)
Lineage: Eukaryota; Viridiplantae; Streptophyta; Magnoliopsida; Caryophyllales; Amaranthaceae
Exons: 1
Coding region: 1-441 (146 amino acids)
Source: RefSeq, a predicted model, not a curated record
AUGUCUACUGACACAACAAACAAUAGUACUUCUCAUAAUCAUAAUGCUAGAAUUCUUGAUCUCACUGCUGAUCCUAGCACAGUUUUUUAUAUUCAUCCUUCAGAUACAACUGCACAAUCUUUUGUCUCUGAAAAAUUCGAAGGUGAAAAUUUCAUCAACUGGAAAUCUUCUAUGAUCAUAGGUCUCUCCACUAAAAAUAAAAUGUGUUUUGUGGAUGGCUCUCAACCUCAGCCAUCACCAACUGAUCCAACAUAUCAGGCAUGGAUCAGAUGUAAUGAUAUAGUCAGAGGUUGGAUUCUGAAAUCUUUAGGUCCAGUUAUAGCCAAGAGUGUUUUCUUCUUCAAGACAGCUAAAGAAAUGUGGCAAAAUAUGGAAGAAAGAUAUGGACAAACUAGUUCAACACAACUAUUUGCUAUUCAAGAAGAGAUAGCCACAAUAUAG